Messenger RNA from Salvia miltiorrhiza (redroot sage), 1047 nucleotides. RefSeq lists its product as uncharacterized. Gene Ontology annotation, biological process: positive regulation of proteasomal ubiquitin-dependent protein catabolic process. The transcript has 6 exons. Bases 92 to 610 code for a protein of 172 amino acids. Gene Ontology annotation, cellular component: Cul4-RING E3 ubiquitin ligase complex. NCBI's taxonomy places the organism in Eukaryota, Viridiplantae, Streptophyta, Magnoliopsida, Lamiales, Lamiaceae. The record is from RefSeq and is a predicted model, not a curated record.
ACCAUAUAUACAUAUGAAUAUAUCUGUAUAAAAUAAAAUUGGUUUGACUACCUCUGGCCCUAACUAUAGUUACAUUGAUACAUUACAUUUUAUGGGCAUCAUGGAUGGUGGCUGCUCCGCAUCCUCGCCGUCUGAAUUGAGCAAUGCUCCGGCAACCUCCGAUGGAGGCGGCGGCGGUGGCGGUGGCGGCGCUUCCAAGUUCCUUGCCAACCUCCCCUCUCGCGGCAACUUCUCCUCCACCGUUCUCUCCUCUAACCUGGGAGGGACACGUGUUUACAUUUGCCAUCGCGAUACAUCACCUCCAGAUGACCAGGUUAUAAGAACAAACCAGACGAAUAUACUGAUCAGAUCUCUUACGCUUAUGAAACAAAAGGGUGAUUCAGGCUCUAAAGAUGGGAAAGGUGCAGGAUCGAGGAAAAGAGCUGCUGAGAAAUCUUUGGAUGGUAAAGCUGCUGGAAAGAAAGCGAUGUCUAGCACUCAGCACGGUUCUUCUCAAGAACUGCAGAGCUUGACAGUAGAUAAACUUCGUGCACUCCUUAGGGAUAAAGGCCUUUCAGCGACGGGGAGAAAGGACGAGUUGAUUGCUCGCUUACGAGGUGCGAAUGGCUAGCUCUAGUGUUAUUAAGUUGAGAGGUUAAUACUUUUCAACUCUGUAGAAAUGUUUUGAAAAAUGUGGAAGCAUUGUUGUGUCAAUGUUUUGGGUUUUCUGCACUGCAUUAGUGCAUUUUGUACUGUUGUCGCACGAUUCUAAGAAUCUCGUCUCCGGAGACGGGGCCGGGGAUUAUGUGUAGACUUCUCCAAACUUCAAGUUCUUCCAUCUGUCUCUUUCAAACUUUUGUCAUGUAUGGUAGCCCAGUGCUUUGGAUCCCUGCCAUUGCACCGGGUGAUGUCGACCACACAUCUGCAAUAGUUAUACCUGCAGAACUGGAACGACAUUUUCAUGUUAGUUAUUUGCUACUGCUUGGUGCUUUGCAUCAUUGCAUGGUAGGGGAUAUCUCUUCAUGUUAAUCUUUUGGAUCUAUGGGUAGUUUGGCCUAUUCUCAUUAA